This is a messenger RNA of Caenorhabditis auriculariae, 1233 nucleotides long. The record is from the annotation of a GenBank genome assembly. NCBI's taxonomy places the organism in Eukaryota, Metazoa, Nematoda, Chromadorea, Rhabditida, Rhabditidae.
AUGCGACUCAUUGUUGCUUUCUUAGGUCAGUUGCCCCGGAAAUUUUCAAUCUAUCUCUUUGUUAAAAAUCCGUACUUGCUUCAAUUUAUCCGUUAUUAUUGGUAGCAUUAAGUGGAUUUACGAAAACAGUGAAGAAAAUCCAAUUAAUAUUCAGUCUGCGAGCGUUUUAUAUGCAGAUUUCAUUUCUCUUUUAAAGUGUACUUCAAAUUAUAAACUCGGUUCUUUUAAUCGUUUCAAAUAAAUAAAUCAUAUUUAAACUUCAGUCAGGAAAAAAGAAUGCGUUUUCAGUCGCUAUAAUAUGCACAAAAGCGGUUUCGUCGAGAGAUCCGAAUCUUUGCGACGCCAAGCGAAUUUAUCAAUGUGAUGAUUUCGCAACGUGCUGCCAAUACAAAGAUGGGAGUGAGGGUGAGUUUGGAUGUCUAUAAAAAAUCUAUUUCCAAAUUAGGUUACCCCACCUUUUUAUGUUGAAAUUCAGAAAACUACGUAUUUCGAAACGUUCUUUAAAGAGUUUUGAGCUAUUAGUUAUCGAAAUCCCGUCAAUUUUAUUCCUGCCUUUCUGCGGCCUUUUUUGAGCCUCUCCCUUUUAGCAGCCAUUAUCCACCAUUCCGACUUUGCCCGAGGGAUUAUGUUUCAGUUACUUUCAACUAAAUAUCUCAGUAUACGCCAAAAACCUAGCGAAAUUGGAGUUUUCUUUUCGAUUUCAUAAAACUCCAGUAGAUUCAAAGAAACGAUCGUUAUUAAAGACGCGAGACUUAGGAACGCAGUGUUCCAGAGUGUUGCCUAUAGUGGAUAGAGGAAAAACAGCCCUUAUAGUUCAUUAUCGUACACCUAAGCUCAAGUAGUCCCUAAAGGGUUUUUUAAUUUUUUGUUGUUCUGAUUUGAAAAAAAGUGUUGGUCCCUAGAGCUGAACCUUAAGGACCCCUAAAAAAGCCGCUCCUCAGAAUAUCUCUGCGCACUCUCUCGGUGGCGCUAUUAUGUUUCUCUGGCCUCGCCAGUGUGAGAAAAGAGACACAGUUACAUUAUGACUGUUCUUUUGACGUGAAAAAAUAAAAUUAGAAUUCUGAGUAUUCUGUAAAAUAGUUAGUCGAGAGAUCUCGUAGAACCUUGAAUCUUUAAGGAUGCUGUCCUUUCACGGCGGCGACUUGCUGCCCGCAGUUUUCCUCGUGUUGUCCGUCAGGCUUCGAAUGUUCUCCCGACGGCUGCCUUCGAAUCAGUCCAAAUAAUCCUAUGUGA